AUGAACUAGAUCGAUCAAAAUGAUGAAGAGUAUUAGAAAUAUCUAUAAAAAAUUGGAAUGGUCCCAAAUAUUUAAGUUAUUAAAUAUUAAAGAUUUAAUAAUCAAAGUAACAGCACUGUUUAAGAGAUGUCUUUACAAUUUAAUAAGCAUUACGAAAAGGAACCAAUUUUUUAAACAAUUAAUUCAAUAAAAAUUCUAAAUAAUUAUUGUAAAUCUGAUUUUCGCGCUAAAAAAUAUUCCGCCCAUUUAUAAAAUUUUAAAUAAGAUGAUGAAAAAUUCAAUUAGAUGAAAUCAUAAUCAAAUCUCUGUUCUAAGAAAAGAAAUACGAUAAAUAAUCCAUUUACUACUUCAACAUUGAUUGAAGAUACAACAUCCAACUCAUCUCAAUACAAUUUGAAACUGGAUUUAUAUAGCCCACAUUCAACUCUUGAUUUUACAAAUAAUCACAUUUUAUAAUUACCGAAAUUUCAGUUGGAUUGUGUCUAAUCUUUUGAAAAAAAUUAUUCUUCUUCCUCUGUAAAUCAGGAAGAGAUUAAUUCAAAUGAUAAUACUUAAAAUAAUAUAGAAUUAAGUUUUAAAAAUGAAUCCAAAAACCAAAAAAACAUAGAUUCAAAUAAAUAGCUUACCUAUGACAUAUAAAAUAAAUAAAUUGAAAAUCUAUAAUCUUGUAAUCUUAAUUUUAUUGAUGAGCAAUAAGUUUAUUCAAAUAAAGACCCCAAAUAAAAUUUGAUUUUAAUUUAGAAUGAGGCAAUGGUGAAAAAAUAACACGAAACUCAACUUUCUUUUUUGCCUAUGAAUCAGCAAGAAAUUAGUUUAAGUAAAAAGAAGGUUAUAACAAAAAAGCAAAAAGAAAAAUAAAAGAAAAGCAGAAAAAUAAAUAAAAUAAAGAGAAGAUAAAAAAGAAAAAUCCAGUCUAAAAAUCAUGAUGAUAUGAAAAAAAUUAUACCGAAUUAAUUUUUUAGCUUGGAUUUAAAACUAAUUAAAUAAUAACAAUUUGAUACAGAUUAGGAAAUAAAGAAAAAUUAACAAAUAGAAAAUCCAGUUUGUAAAAUGUUGAAGAAGAUUAUUUUUGAAUUUUCAAAGAUACCUAAAAUAUAGAAUAAGAAAAGUCAAAAUCUCCUUUAUAAGUAAAUUAUUAAGUAUAUAAUUUUAUCAUUAAUUUAGAAAAAGAAAGAAUUUAAAAAGAACUCAAAAAAUUUAUAAAAGAAAAUAUUGA
Messenger RNA from Paramecium pentaurelia, 1216 nucleotides. The record is from the annotation of a GenBank genome assembly. NCBI's taxonomy places the organism in Eukaryota, Ciliophora, Oligohymenophorea, Peniculida, Parameciidae.